UUCCCAUAAAUUGGCCUACGUGGAGAGAAAUCCAGAAAAGUAGGCAACCUCGCUUGUUCUAUCCAAUUGCACAGUGAUCCUCAACUUUUGUUAUGGCAUUCAAUGAAGUCUUGGAGUCUAUUGGAGGAGUUGGCCGUUUCCAGAUCUCGCAAAUCACCUUCUUGCUGAUCUCCGUCUGCCUCAUUGCUUGCCACAACUUCCUGCAGAACUUCACUGCCGCCGUUCCAGACCACCAUUGCAAGCCUUUGCUCCCCACCAACCAGACCUUGCCCUCUAGCUACACCCAAAGCACAGCAGAAGGAGUCUUGCUGAAGGUACCUGUCCCCAUAGACCAGAAUCGGAAGCCGGAGAAGUGUCUCCAGUUUGCCAUGAGUUGGUGGCGCCUAUUGAGCCCAAAUGCGACUGUGGCGGUUGGGGACUCUGCCACACAGGUGCACACCGAACUCUGCACAGGCGGAUGGGUCUAUGAUGUGAGUGUGUUCGAGUCUACCAUUGUGACGGAGUGGAAUUUGGUGUGUGAGCUACAGAACCUGAGAGAUGUAGCCCAGUCGCUCUACAUGGCUGGUGUGCUGGUUGGGGCUGGUGUGUUUGGAGUCUUAUCGGACAGGUUUGGCCGACGCAAACCUCUGAUCUGGUCAUAUCUGCAAAUCGCCAUCGCUGGCACCGUCACAGCAUUCCUGCCCAGCUUCAGCAGCUAUUGCGCCUUCCGCUUCCUGGCUGGCAUGACGUUUUCAGGAAUCAUGCUAAAUUCUCUGUCCUUGAUUCUGGAGUGGAUGCCCAACAAGGGCCGGACGGUGGCAGGUGCCCUCUUAGGUUAUUUUGUCACCUUUGGGCAGAUCGUCUUGGCAGGAGUUGCAUACGGAGUCAGAAACUGGCGCUGGCUCCAACUCUCCGUCUCGGCACCAUUUUUCAUCAUUUUUGUCUGUUCAUGGAAACUUCCAGAAUCACCACGCUGGCUCCUGCUUCAUAACAAGGCACAGGUAGCAGUCCAGAAUCUGAGGAAAGUUGCCGCAAUGAACGGCAAAAGCAAGGAGGGAGAGAAAAUUAACAAAGAGGUAUUGCAUUCCCACAUGCAGAUGGAAGCUGCAAGUCUGAAAUCCCGGCGCAGUGUCUUCGACCUGUUUCGCAGUCCAAUCUUGCGGAGGGUCACCUGCUGCCUCAUGGUUGUCUGGUUUUCCAGUUCCUUUUCUUAUUACGGCUUGGCGAUGGACGUGCAAAAAUUUGGCCUGAACAUCUUUGUGGUGCAGGUGUUGUUUGGAGCGAUUGACCUUCCCGUUGUGCUGCUGUCCACCCUUGCCAUGGUCUUCAUCGGGCGCCGCUUUGCCAUGGCCGGCUUCCUAUCCCUCGCUGGGCUCCUGGUGUUCGUCAACAUGUUUGUGCCAGACGAACUGCAAACGUUGCGUACAGUGCAGGCAGCACUAGGGAAAGGGUGCCUCGCCAGUUCCUUUAUUGGUGCAUAUCUGUAUUCUGGGGAGCUCUACCCAACAGAGAUCAGGCAAACAGGCAUGGGAUUUGUGUCAAUACAAGCCCGUCUCGGAGCCAUGGUUGCGCCCCUGGUCUACGUGCUUAGGGAUUCCUUUCCUGUCCUGCCACCAAUUAUAUUUGGAGCUGCUCCCCUCCUCGCGGGGGUCUCGGCCUGCUUCCUGAUGGAGACGAGACAUUUACCCCUCCUGGAAACCAUCGCAGAGAUGGAACGCAGGUCUAGAAAUGUACCCUCAAUGGAAACAGCAGAAGAAAUUUGCCUCCAGCAAGUGGGGAGAUCUCUUUUGAAAGAAUCUGUUUAA
Molecule: messenger RNA, 1784 nt
Organism: Lacerta agilis (Sand lizard)
Lineage: Eukaryota; Metazoa; Chordata; Lepidosauria; Squamata; Lacertidae
Product: solute carrier family 22 member 20-like
Exons: 10
Coding region: 93-1784 (563 amino acids)
Biological process (GO): transmembrane transport
Cellular component (GO): membrane
Molecular function (GO): transmembrane transporter activity
Source: RefSeq, a predicted model, not a curated record